AUGGCGCAGUCAGUGAAGAAUUAGCAGUCUGGGAGCUAUUUAAAGACCCUACAUGUGCAAGAGAGCGUUGUAGCCGUGGUCAAAGUGCUUAAGCCGGAGUGACGGGAUCGCUAAAGCAGUUUCAGACGUAUCUAAACGUUGUUAUUUUACCGUGUAACGCCCUUAUCUUGACAUUACUUGACGUUUGCAUAAGGAUGAUCUCGGUGAGCAGCGUGUGCAGACCCAGACCCGUGCUCCGCUGUACCAGACUGCUGCUGCAAACCUCUGCGACCUCCAGAAUGCCCGUCCAGGUUGGUGAGAAACUUCCCGCUGUGGAAGUGCAUGAGGGAGAGCCAGGAAAUAAGGUGGCAAUGGAUCAGCUCUUUAAAGGGAAAAAGGGGGUUCUCUUUGCUGUACCUGGAGCUUUUACACCUGGCUGCUCCAAGACCCACCUCCCGGGUUUCGUGCAGCAGGCUGGUGACUUGAAAGGCAAGGGUAUAGAAGAGGUCGCAUGCAUCUCCAUCAAUGAUGCUUUUGUAAUGGCCGCAUGGGGGAAGGAGCAUGGAGCAGAGGGAAAGGUUCGAAUGCUGGCUGAUCCAACUGGAGCAUUUACUAAGGCUGUUGACCUGUUACUUGACAGUGAUCAGAUUGUGCAGGUUCUUGGGAACAAGCGAUCCAAGAGAUAUGCAAUGUUGGUGGAAGAUGGAGUUGUGAAGAAGAUCAAUGUAGAGCCUGAUGGCACCGGACUGACCUGCAGUCUGGCCUCCAACAUUCUGUCUGACUUGUAGGCUUAUGCUGAGCUUAUUAAACCAACUUACUCCCCCUGAGUUACUGUGAAAGUUGCACUAAUACAACCUGUCAGCAGACUGUUUAAGCUUUCUCUUUUUCCCAAAGAUGGAUGCAAUUGACUUGUGGAUGCUUGUGUCAAAGACAGAGCUGGAAGUUAAUCAAUGCGCACAAUUACAGUAUGGCAUGAAAUGCUAUCCCAAGUACAGUUCAUUAGUCUUUGUAUUCUGUUACUUAUGACUAAAUUAAGUCACUCUGAAAGCAAUAAACAUAACAUAACAUAAACAUUUUCCCUCUUU
This is a messenger RNA of Cololabis saira (Pacific saury), 1064 nucleotides long. It is a transcript of the gene prdx5, whose product is annotated as peroxiredoxin 5. NCBI's taxonomy places the organism in Eukaryota, Metazoa, Chordata, Actinopteri, Beloniformes, Belonidae. The record is from RefSeq and is a predicted model, not a curated record. Gene Ontology annotation, molecular function: thioredoxin peroxidase activity. The coding region runs from base 195 to 767 and encodes 190 amino acids. The transcript is spliced from 6 exons. Gene Ontology annotation, biological process: cell redox homeostasis; hydrogen peroxide catabolic process; cellular response to oxidative stress. Gene Ontology annotation, cellular component: cytoplasm; mitochondrion; peroxisome.